AUGUUUCAAAGAAAUCAGGGACCUACAUUUGGACUCGGCAAUACAAGAACAAGAUUAGGUUAUCAAACCAAUAUUGGUGGUCAUCCUCAAUGGGAAAUAGUAAGUGGCAAGGUCAUUUCAUCUAGAAAUGCUACUGAUGUAUUUCAUGGCAAUGAAAUAUUAGAAGUGUCGGUUGUCAAUGCUUCAUUAAUGGAUGCGCCAAGUGUUUUAUUGGGACGACAGAAAAUACAAUUACAAUCUGGUCAACGAUUUCCAAUUAGAUUUCAAUUCUAUUAUGAUAAAUCACGAGCAGGACCAGGUCAUGGUGGUCGUACAAUGCAAGCAAGAAUUACGAAUUACAACGGUCAGUUAUUGUAUAUUAAUGAUACACAAACACCAUUAAAACACAAUGUCAAAAUUGAUGUUAAACAAGUAUGA
Messenger RNA from Rotaria sp. Silwood2, 417 nucleotides. NCBI's taxonomy places the organism in Eukaryota, Metazoa, Rotifera, Eurotatoria, Philodinida, Philodinidae. The record is from the annotation of a GenBank genome assembly.